Molecule: messenger RNA, 1839 nt
Organism: Phyllotreta striolata
Lineage: Eukaryota; Metazoa; Arthropoda; Insecta; Coleoptera; Chrysomelidae
Source: the annotation of a GenBank genome assembly
AUGGGAAAAGCUGGUUUGGGCCCCGUAGAUCCCAGCUCUUAUUCAAGACCAGAUCUCGCUCUGGUAAAAGAUAUAGCUCUAAAUCUAUCAGUUAGUUUCGAGAAGAAAAUUCUAUCAGGAAACGUUAUCUUAUCCGUCAGUAAAACUGAUUCUGCGAUCGAUGAACUGGUAUUGGAUACAUUUAAACUAAACAUAUCGGGAGUAUUCGAUAACGACAAUCAGCAGAAACUCGAGCACCGAUUGUUCGAUCAUCUACACGAAUUCGGAUCGAAAUUGAUCGUAAAACUACCCAAAACGAACUCAAACGAAUUCAAAAUUCGCAUCGAAUACGAAACGAGCCCCGACGCCAGCGGCCUACAAUGGAUCGAACCCGAAGCCACCGCAGGCAAGAAACAUCCAUUUUUAUUCAGCCAAUUCGAGCCCACUCACGCGAGAUCCGUUUUACCCUGCCAGGAUACACCCACCGUUAAACAAACCUACACCGCAUUAAUAACAUUUCCCAAAGAACUAACAGCCCUAAUGUCGGCGAUCGGGGGCGAUGUUACACCAUCGAAAAACAACACGAAACAAGCCCGGUUUACUCAGAAAGUCCCGGUGCCUUCGUAUCUCGUCGCCCUGGCUGUGGGCGCGCUGGAAUCGAGGCGAUUGGGGCCCCGGUGCAGCGUGUGGGCCGAGCCGGAGCUGAUCGAAGACUGCGCCUACGAAUUCGCCGAUACCGAACACCAGCUGAAGACGGCCGAGGAGAUUUGCGGGCCCUACGUGUGGGGCGUCUACGAUUUGCUGGUGUUGCCUCCGAGCUUCCCGUUCGGCGGAAUGGAGAAUCCUUGUUUGACUUUCGUUACUCCUACUUUACUGGCAGGUGAUAGAUCUUUGGCGAAUGUGGUGGCUCACGAGAUAGCCCACAGUUGGACCGGGAAUUUGAUAACGAAUAAGACCUUUGAGCAUUUUUGGUUGAACGAAGGUUUCACCGUGUUCACCGAGAGGAAGAUCAAAGGUCGAUUGGAGUCGGCGCAAUCGCAGGAUUUCGACGCUUAUACCAGCAUUAGCGAGUUAAAAGAAUGCGUUGAGAGAAUCGGUACGGAUAGUCCUUUAACUCAGUUAGUGGUGGAUUUGAAAGGGGUGCAUCCGGAUGAAGCUUUUUCUACGAUUCCAUACGAAAAAGGCCACACUUUUCUUAGAUAUUUGGAGAAUUUAGUAGGAGGAACAGAUGUAUUCGAACCAUUCCUUCGAACCUACUUCGAAACGUUCAAAUACAAAUCGAUCGAUACGGACGAUUUCAAAGCGUUCUUCAACGAUUACUUCAAAAAUAUCCCGGCGAUUUCGUCGAUUGAUUGGGAAACUUGGCUGUUUUCGCCCGGAAUGCCGCCGGUGAUACCCGAAUAUGAUACAUCUCUAGCGAUCGAAUGCGACGAAUUGUUAGAGAAAUUCCUGAAAUGGAACGGUCAGGGCGCCAUUCCGAUCACCGAGGGCGAUAAAAAUGUAUUGAGCACCAAUCAGAUUAUCUAUUUCUUGCAAAAAAUGCUCGACGCCGACGAGCAGAGCGUCGAUAAACUGAAGAAUUUGAACGAUUUGUUCGGUUUCGAUGGGGUUCGAAAUUCCGAGAUAAAAUUCAGGUGGUUGAGGAUUUGCUUGAAAGCCAAAUGGGCGGAUAAAGUACAGGAUGUGGUCGAUUGGAUAAACGUGGUGGGUAGGAUGAAGUUCGUGAGGCCUUUGUACAGGGACUUGUUCCAAUGGGAUGUCACCAAAAGCAAAGCUGUUGAGAAUUUUAAGGCUAAUAGGAGGAAUAUGAUGCAUGUUACUGCCUAUGUUUUGGCCAAGGAUUUGAAACUUGAACAGUAA